CUAGGAGGUGGACUCUCCCUUCUCAAAACAUACCCCAGCCUGCCUGAUUUCGUCUGCUAGCGGUUCAGGUUGGCUCCCCCGUUCCAAAAGUUGGUACGCGUGUACUAAAUACAGUCGUCACAAACAUGGCUGACACCGAGCUUGCCAAAAGCUUGAAGGAUUUGCCUUCGCGCAUCCAGUCCGCAAGCACCAAGGAACGGCAACAAGUGAUCAAACAUGUUAUCUCAAUUUUGUCAAAUCCAGGUAUCACAGAACAGGUUGUUCGUGGCCUAUGCAGGCUGCUGCCCAUCACUUUGCCUCGAUACAGUGAUAGUAGAUCAAAGGCAGCUGUUUGUCAGCUCAUUUCAGCUCUCCUAAAACAUCACAAAGAAUGGACAGUUAAACACCUCACUGCUUCUCUUGGGGAGGUUGCAAAUGGUUACAAGUCCUUAGUUCCAACGCGCAACACUUCUUUGACUGCCCUUCAGGCCUUGAUUUGGUCUUGUAUGGUGGUUGAAGUUGGUUUCCAAGAUGCUUCCGAUGCCUGCAAGUCUGAGUUCCCUGCCCUCUUUGAGGCGCAGGCUGUACUUCUUUGUGCUGUUGUUUCUUCCAACUUGAGGAAAAGCAAACUGAAAGUUUGUCGACUGACCUAUAAGAUGUGGAAAUCAAGUUCAUCUGUCAUUGACUUGUAUGUCUCAACACUUCAAUCUUUGAAAGAGCCAUCUUUCCAAUACAUUGUGUUUGGUUCAUAUUUAAUACAUCAUUUAGUAAAUGACAGCAAUGCAGAGUUGGUUAAAAAAUUUAAAGCGAAUCUUUUGGACAUGUUUAUUAAAGUUGCUGUCAGUGUCAAAGUUAAGCCGCCUGUCUAUGUGGUGGAUGAGUCUUGUGCACUGUUGCGCCAGCUAACCCAUGACGAGUUCAAGGGGCAACUGUUGCCAGCUGUACAGAAGGCAAUGCUGCGAAACCCUGAAAUUAUUUUGGAGUGUGUUGGUCAUAUUAUCUCAGCUGUGUCUUUGGACCUCAGUCAAUAUGCUAGUGACAUUGGGAAAAGCUUGGCAGCAAACCUCCACUCCAAGGAGGACUUAGCUCGAGUCGAGUCAGCAGAUGCCUGCAAGCGUCUGGCUCAACAGUGUAGUGAUGCUACUGCUAUUGAGCAGCUGCUGAAUCAGAUCUUUGCUGUGUUCCAUGGGUCGGAAGGGAAGUUGACAGUUGCUGAGCAGAAAAUAAGUGUCUUGCAGGGAGCGGGAAAUCUGAGUUUCAACACUGUGAGUGGAAGUAGUGUACAAAAACUUGCUACUAUUGCUGCAGAGCAGUUCAUUAAGGUGGUUGGUAUUGAAGCGCAUGAAAAGACUUUAGUGCAUGCCCUUGAAAUGAUGUCCCUGUGGUGUUCCAAAUUUACCAAUGAAAUUCCGGCUUCUGUAAUUGAUGGAUUGAAGAAGAGCUUAGGGUUGAAAACAUCAACUGCACCUAUCCGCACUGCUAUCAUUCAGUGCAUGUCUUGCUGUUUCACAAGCAAUACUGCUCAUCUUGGAACUGACUUGGUUCCGCUGCUCUUGAAAACAAUUGAAAAAGGUGCUUCACAACAAACUCAGGCACCUGUUGUCACAGAAGCUCUUGCUGCUGCGUGUCUGCUCCUCAAGCUGUGCUCUAGUGAGGGCACAGUGUCUGAAACACAACUGAGCUCAGUUUUUCCAGCAAUUACUGAUCCUGAAAAGCAGCUAUUUGUAGCUGAAAAGUUUUUGUUGGUUGCAUCUGAUGAAGCUCUUAACAAUGUCAUGAACCUGAGUGAACAACUGUUGGUUAAUCAUGUGGAUAAGCUUGAAGGGCGCAGCCAGCCGUUUCAUCGUGCAAUCAUUUUUUGCCUGACCUGUGGCAGUGCAAAUGUGAAAGUCCACAGCCGUAAUGUUGUCAAAAAAAUGGUUUCAUCACUUGGAGGAACUGAAAUAGCGCGGGCUUUAUUGAGGGAAUUCACUCAUUCUUUAGAAACUCUCAAAAUUCAGUACACUAGCAGCAAAGAGGCGAAAGAAAACAAAGAAAACUCUGAGGGUGGUACAGGACCAGGUGGUGGACCUGAGGCAACACCUCAGUCGCUAGUUGGUUGCCUCACUGCCCUCUGCUCUGCAAAUGGCCUCACACCAGAAGAUGCUUUCUACAUUGCACAGGAGUCUUUGAUUGCAUCUAACCACCCAGCCAUUGCUGCUGUUGCCCCUGAAUUAUGGCUGAAAAUUGUGCGGCACAUGAAUUGUGAACCUGCAACCUUGUUGGCUCGCUUAUCGCAGAAUAUUCGGACCACACUGAUUGAUAAUUACAAACCAACUCCUAUUAUGGAGAAAACGUUAGCUUUGGUUGUCAAAAUCAGCCCUAAUAUCAUUCUGCCUCAUUUAUUAGCAAGAGUAAAUGAUGGUUUAAAUGACCAAUCAUUAUUGCAUAUAAGCAAAGAUGAGUACUUCAUUUUUCAAACACCGGAAGGAGUUCUGUAUGACAAGAGCUGUAUUGGAAAAAAUGAUGAUUCAUUGCUGAACAAUAAAAACAUGAAGAGGGAGAGCAAAGUUUAUUCCUACAAAGAGCAAUUAGAAGAAAUGGCCCUCCGCCGAGAAUUGGAAGAAAAAAAAAGGCGUGAAGGGAAACUCAAAGAACCAGAGUUGAAUCCAAAGCAGAAAGAGGCUAUGAAAAUACAGCUUGAGAAAGAAAGUGCAAUUCGUUCAAGGCUGACUGUGUUGAAGAAUCGUUUGGACAAUUGCAUAUCCAUGUUGCGUGCUGCCUUGGAGGGAAAUCCAACACAUCUUUCUCGAUACUUCCGAGAGAUCCUCCCCAGCAUUCUGACUAAUUUAAAGUCACCACUUGCCGCUCCAGAUUUGUGUGGUCUUUAUGUCCAGUUACAGAAGGGUGUAUUCAGCUCCUCCCAUAUGAUCUUAGCUGAUUUAGUGGGACAUGUUACUUUGCGUCUGCACAAACCCAUGUGCGACCUUGACAGUGCUUGGGAGGAUGAGAAACUGGAUGCAGCUGUAGCCAGAACCCUCAACCUGCUCCACAAGGCAACUGUUCGUCCACGCAGUGAAACUAUUAAGGAUCAAGACAAGAAAAUAAUCCUGCCAGCUCCUGCAUUUUGUUAUUGUUUCACCUUUAUCAAGAAAGCCUUGGUCCACCCAUCUGUUCAAAAGGAUGAAAUCUUAAUGACUAAAGGUAUCCAGAUUGUCUCUGCACAUGCUCAGAUGCAGGGAGGUGUUGUCGAACCCAAGGAUGGUAUUGAUCUAUUCCAUCCAGAUCUUUUGCCAAGACGGCUGAUGUUUGAACUUUUGAUUGGAAUUAUAAGUGUUUCCACGGGAAGACUUCAGCAACUUGCCAGUGCAGCUCUCAUGGAUGUCGCUGCUUCAGGCUCUGCUCUGGAAGGAUAUGCUAGGGCCAGUGAAGAUGAAAUUGACAGCCUGCUGUCAGCUCUUCAGAACCAAGACACCAACGUGAGAGAUGCUGCUCUCCGGGGUUUAGCUGCCAUGGUUGCUGCUUUCCCUACCUUUAAGACAAAUCCUGAACAGGCUGUCAGAGUGACUAGACGGAUUUGGGUUGCAAGAUUUGAUGUUGUUGAAGAAAACAGGGAACUUGCUUCAAAGUUGUGGACGGCUGCUGCUCUGAAGUUGGAUGAAGUACUCUGGAUGGGUCUUCUCUUAGAUGUUGUUCAUCCUGUUGACGUUGUGCAAACUUCUGCAGCAGAAGCUCUGGCUGCAUUGCUCAAGGAGUUUGAAGCGCCAAUCCCUCAAGUGAUUGAAAAUCUUCUAGGAAUAUACAAAGAGAAACUGACGAUGAUUCCUGCCAAAGUUGAUAGUUUUGGGCGUAUUGAAGAGGAGGCUAUUGAUGUGUGGGAGCCACGUCGAGGUGUGGCACUUGCUCUUAAAGAAUUAGCCCCUUUGCUCACACACAGUCAAGUGUCAAGCCUAGCUCAGUUUUUUGUCUCAAAUGGCUUGGGUGACCGAAAUGAAGAAGUCAGGAAAAAUAUGUUGAGUGCUGCCCUUGCAUCAGUAGACUUGCAUGGAAAAGAUACUAUCAAUAGCUUGUUGCCAGUGUUUGAAAAUUUCUUAGAUAAAGCACCUGACUCUGGCAAAUUUGAUGCUGUUCGCCAGUCCAUUGUCAUCCUUAUGGGAUCUUUGGCUAGGCAUUUAGAUAGGGAUGACCCCAAAGUGAAACCUAUUGUUUCUCGGCUUGUGGAUGCCCUGUCGACACCAUCUCAGCAAGUUCAGGAAGCAGUUGCCAAUUGUUUGCCUCACCUUGUUCCUGCUGUCAAAGAUGAAGCACCUGUGCUCAUUAAGAAAUUAAUGGAUCAGUUACUUGAAUCCAGUGUGUAUGGUGAGCGAAGAGGUGCUGCAUAUGGUCUGGCUGGCAUCAUCAAAGGCAUGGGAAUCCUUGCUCUGAAGCAGUAUGAUGUAAUGACAACUUUGACUGAAGCUAUUCAAGACAAGAAGAAUUACCGUCAUAGGGAAGGUGCCCUUCUUGCAUUUGAGAUGCUCUGUAACAUGCUGGGCCGCUUGUUUGAACCUUACAUUGUCCACGUCUUGCCUCAUCUGCUGCUUUGCUUUGGCGAUGGCAACCAGUAUGUGCGAGACGCCACAGAUGAAACUGCUCGCAUUGUGAUGAGCAAGCUAUCAGCUCACGGAGUAAAACUGGUUCUACCCUCUCUCUUAACUGCUCUGGAGGAGGACUCCUGGCGAACUAAAACUGGUUCAGUUGAACUGUUAGGUGCCAUGGCUUAUUGUGCUCCAAAGCAACUUUCAUCCUGCCUUCCAAGCAUUGUGCCAAAGCUGAUUGAGGUUCUUAGUGAUUCACACACCAAGGUACAAAAUGCCGGAGCACAAGCUUUACGACUUAUUGGUUCAGUUAUUCGAAAUCCUGAAAUUCAAGCUAUUGUUCCUGUUCUCUUGGAAGCUCUUCAAGAUCCAUCACAUCGUACUGCUACUUGUCUUCAAACGCUUUUGGAGACCCAAUUCGUGCACUUCAUUGAUGCUCCAUCUCUGGCCCUUAUCAUGCCUGUGGUUCAGCGUGCCUUUAUGGACAGAGCUACUGAAACAAGAAAAAUGGCUGCCCAAAUCAUUGGUAAUAUGUAUUCCCUCACUGACCAGAAGGAUCUUAUGCCAUAUCUACCAACAAUUGUGCCAGGCCUCAAGUCAUCGCUGUUGGAUCCUGUGCCUGAGGUUCGAAGUGUCUCUGCCCGAGCGCUUGGCGCUAUGGUUCGUGGAAUGGGAGAACAAACAUUUGAAGAUUUAUUGCCUUGGUUGAUGACCACUCUGACUUCAGAGUCCAGCUCUGUAGACAGGUCUGGUGCGGCUCAAGGUUUGAGUGAGGUGGUCAGUGGGCUUGGUGUUGAAAAGAUGCACAAGCUUAUGCCCGAGAUCAUUGCCACAGCUGAGCGCCCUGAUAUUGCUCCUCAUGUUAAGGAUGGUUACAUUAUGAUGUUCAUUUACAUGCCAAGCGCCUUCCAUGAUGACUUUACUCCAUACAUCUCCCAAAUCAUCAACCCCAUUCUGAAGGCAUUGGCUGAUGAAAAUGAGUAUGUUCGUGAAACUGCUUUAAAAGCUGGACAGCGUAUUGUCAAUUUGUAUGCGGAGUCUGCCAUUAUGCUUUUGUUACCUGAAUUGGAGAAAGGUCUGUUUGAUGACAACUGGCGCAUUCGUUAUUCUUCUGUGCAACUUCUGGGAGAUUUGUUGUACCGCAUCUCUGGUGUCUCUGGCAAAAUGUCAACUGAAACAGCAGAUGAGGAUGAUAACUUUGGUACAGAGCAAUCUCACCGAGCUAUAAUUGACAUUUUGGGUCCGCUCCGCCGUAACAGAGUGCUCGCUGGUCUGUACAUGGGCCGCUCUGAUGUAGCACUGAUGGUACGGCAAGCAGCUCUCCAUGUAUGGAAGGUGGUUGUAACCAACACUCCACGCACUCUGCGAGAAAUUCUGCCAACUUUGUUCAGUCUUCUCUUGGGAUGUCUCGCAUCAACUAGCUAUGACAAGCGCCAAGUAGCUGCAAGAACCUUGGGUGAUUUGGUUCGGAAACUUGGUGAGCGUGUUUUACCAGAAAUUAUUCCUAUCUUGGAACGAGGCCUCGAGUCAGAUCAAGCAGACCAGAGGCAAGGAGUAUGUAUUGGGCUCUCUGAGAUCAUGGAAUCAACUAGCAGGGAUAUGGUGCUUACUUUUGUCAACAGCCUGGUGCCUACUGUGAGGAAAGCAAUGUGUGACCCUCUCCCUGAAGUCCGAGAAGCAGCUGCCAGGACUUUUGACAGUCUCCACUCUACUGUGGGUGUAAGGGCUUUGGAUGACAUUCUUCCAUCCAUGCUCAACCAGCUGAGUGACCCCGACCCACAUGUUGUGGAGUGUACAUUGGACGGCUUGAGACAGGUCAUGGCAAUCAAGUCACGAGUCGUGUUGCCUUACUUGGUACCUCAACUGACUGCACCCCCUGUCAACACUAAAGCUUUGUCCAUUUUGGCUAGUGUAGCUGGAGAAGCUCUCACUCGCUAUCUUAGCAAGAUACUUCCUGCUUUGUUAACUGCUCUCUCUGGAGCACAAGGCACUCCUCAAGAAGCUCAGGAAAUGGAGUAUUGCCAGGCUGUGGUGUUGUCUGUUAAUGAUGAAGUUGGUGUGCGUACUAUAGUAGAUUCAUUGUUGGAGUCGUCACGUUCAGAUAAUGCUGCAUGUAGGCGCUCAGCCACUGCAUUGCUCUGUGCAUUCUGUGGUCAAACACGAGCCAAUUACACCCAGCACGUUCCCCAGCUUUUGCGUGGCAUAAUUCACUUGUAUGCUGACACUGAUCAAGGCGUCCUAGUCAUGAGUUGUGAAGCUCUUGCUGCUGUGUUCAAGACCCUUGAAGUGACAGCAUCCACUGCCUAUGUUGGUGACAUUAAGCAAGCCAUUCGCUUUGCUGCUGGGGAUCUCAAGGGGCAACAGUAUAUGCCUGGUUUCUGUCUACCAAAGGGAAUUACCCCUAUGCUACCUAUGUUCCGUGAAGCUGUGCUAAAUGGUCCACCAGAAAUAAAAGAAGUGGCAGCGUAUUGCAUCGGUGAUAUGAUUAAACUUAUCACAAAUGAGGCUCUUGCUCCGUCUGUGGUACACAUCACUGGUCCUUUGAUUCGUAUUCUUGGAGAUCGCUUCAACUGGCCAGUCAAGGCUGCUGUUUUAGACACACUCUCCUUACUGCUCUCAAAGGUGGGUGCCAUGUUGAAGCAGUUCCUGCCUCAGCUGCAGACAACCUUUGUGAAGGCUCUCAAUGAUGGCAACCGCAUAGUUCGAGUCAAAGCAGCGGUUGCAACUGGCCAUUUAAUCAAAAUCCACACAAGGCCAGAUCCUAUUUAUACAGAACUACACAACAGCAUUAAAAAUCUAGAAGACUCUUCAAUAAGAGAAACAAUGCUUCAAGCUCUCCGAUACAUGAUCACCGCUGCAGGAGACAAAAUGUCUGAACCUAUUCGAAGGGCCAUCCAUCAGACAUUGAUUGGUAUGCUGAGUCACCCUGAAGAUGUCUCAAGGUGUGCAGCCGCCGGCUGCCUCGGCGCCAUGUGUCGAUGGUUCUCACCUGAACAACUCAACGUUGUGUUAUCAGAUCACCUCUUGUCGGAUGAUACUUCAUUGGAUUGGAUGCUGAGACAUGGAAGAAGCUCAGCACUCUUUGUUGCCUUGAAAGAAUGCCCCUCUGUUGUGUAUACGGACAAUUUCUGUGAUAAGUUGCACAGGGUCAUUUUGUCUUUCCUGGUUGCUGACCGAGUUCAAAUUGCUCAAAAUGGGAUACGGUGCUGUGGUUACUUGUUUGACCAUCUCAUGUUGAAUGAAAAACCACUACCCCAAACACUCAUCUCACCUUUCAUUAGGACCAUGAACCACAGUUCCAAUGAAGUGAAGCAACUAGUGUCUAGAGUGUGCUCUUACUUAGCUAGAAGGCAUGAUAGAAAGACAUUCACCCCUGAACUGUUGAAAGUCACAUUGCCUAUGCUUGUCAAUGGAACUAAAGAGAAGAAUAGUUAUGUUAAAGCUGAUAGUGAAAUUGCUCUGGUUUCUGUUUUACGAUUGCGGCAAGGUGAAGAAAUGCUUCAGUAUUGUUUGGGUCUACUUGAUGCUGGAGCUCAGGAGUCACUCAUGGACGUUAUUAGUAAGGUUCUUCGUAAGGUAGCAAAUCAACCUGAGACCAAGGAAGAGGAAUUGGAUGACACUCUUGUUACUUGAAUUCAUUAAAGUCAAAGUAAUUUACAUCCUAACAACGAAUUGUGGAGAGCCCAGUUUUCUUACUCGUGAUGUACUGUAGUUUUGUUAUUCUAUGAAAGACAGGGGUUUGCUAAACAAUGUUUUUAUGUGAUAUACUGCUAGCUUUUCUUCUCUUUUAAAUUUUCCCUUUCAAUUUUAGCACAUUAGUGCAUUAUGGAAGGAAAAACUGGAAUUGUUGUACUGUCUUAUUUAAAAUGGGCCAGAUGACAAACUACUUAUUUAAAAAAAUAUAAAUUGAUGUUGCAUGUAUUUGUACACUACCAAUUUCAUUUGUAGUCUGUAUACUGAUAACGUAAGAUUAUGUAAACUGGUGUAUACAUGUGUUGUGUCGAACAGUUUGGAGCAGUUUUAUUCCAUUUUGACUUUUCUUUUCUAUUUUCUUCUGUUUUGUUGUUCAGUAGUUGGUCUCAGUAUUCACACGGGUCUCUACCUCUUUGUAGGUUCUCCAUUGUUUCUGUUGUUUUGUUUUUCAUAAUAAAAUUUACAAAUACAUUUCCACAGGA
Molecule: messenger RNA, 8710 nt
Organism: Thrips palmi
Lineage: Eukaryota; Metazoa; Arthropoda; Insecta; Thysanoptera; Thripidae
Gene: l(3)80Fj
Product: eIF-2-alpha kinase activator GCN1
Exons: 34
Coding region: 126-8168 (2680 amino acids)
Biological process (GO): cellular response to amino acid starvation; regulation of translation
Cellular component (GO): cytosol
Molecular function (GO): protein kinase regulator activity
Source: RefSeq, a predicted model, not a curated record